Branchiostoma floridae (Florida lancelet) is the source of this 3228-nucleotide messenger RNA. RefSeq names its product heterogeneous nuclear ribonucleoprotein L-like. Gene Ontology annotation, cellular component: nucleus. Gene Ontology annotation, molecular function: mRNA binding. Lineage: Eukaryota; Metazoa; Chordata; Leptocardii; Amphioxiformes; Branchiostomatidae. The coding region runs from base 16 to 1899 and encodes 627 amino acids. The transcript is spliced from 21 exons. The record is from RefSeq and is a predicted model, not a curated record. Gene Ontology annotation, biological process: regulation of RNA splicing; mRNA processing.
ACUUUCCCACCAAGAAUGACGGUUGUUUGUGCCUGCAGUGACGUCAUCAGAGGUCAGCCCCGCCCACACCGCGGCCCAGCCAGCAGCACAGUCAGCAGGAAGAUGGCGACCGACGAGAGGGGGGACUACGGGCACGCCAACAAGAAGCAAAAAAUCGACGAUGGCUACAUCGUGCAGUCUGGAUCCAGGGACAAGUCUGAAGACCCACACAAGCCCUCUCCUUCACCAGUUGUGCAUGUGCGCAGUCUGUCGGAGAAUGUCAUCGAAGCAGACAUCGUGGAAGCGGUCCAGCAUUUCGGACCCAUCAGUUACGUUAUCAUGAUGCCAAAGAAGAGACAAGCGUUGGUUGAGUUUGAGGACAUAGAUGGAGCGGAAUCCUGUGUCAAAUUUGCUCAGACCAACCAGUGCUACGUUGGAGGCGCCCCAGCUUACUUCAACUACUCCACCAGCCAGAAGAUCUCCCGCCCGGGCCGGCAACGUUUAGGGAAUGGUACAGUGGGACACAAUGGACCGGAGGAUACCAGAAAUGCAAAUCACAUUCUCCUCUUCACCAUCCUGAAUCCCACCUACCCCAUCACUACCGAUGUGAUGUACACCAUCUGCAGUCCCUGUGGAGCCGUCCAGCGGAUUGUGAUCUUCAAGAAAAACGGAGUGCAAGCCAUGGUCGAGUUUGACAACAUCGGGAGCGCACAGAAAGCGAAGGCCUCGUUGAACGGGGCAGACAUCUACUCAGGCUGCUGUACCCUGAAGAUUGAAUAUGCUAAGCCCACCAAACUGAAUGUGCAUAAGAACGACAGCGAGACAUGGGACUACACCAACCCUAACCUGGGCUCAGGUGGCGGAGACCAACAACCGAGAAAGAACCAGGGCCCCCUCCUGAGGGAUCCACCUCCCCAGUAUGGUAAUGGCCGUGGAGGAGCAGGCCCGCCCAACUUUGGUAACCAAGAGUUCCAGAAUCCUGGCUACCACAAUCCCCCUGGCCAGCAUGGUGGCUUUGGGAACCAGGGACAUCCUCCCAACCAGGGUUACAACAAUCAGUUCAACCAAGGACAGAACUACCAGCCCUUACAACAAGACCAACAGUUUGGAGGUCAGGGUCAGUAUGGACCCCCCAUGGGAGGUCCCGGAGGCGGUAACAUGGGCCCCCCUCCCCAGCAGCGCCAGCCCCCCUCCUACUCCCCAGGACCCCCCCAGCCAGGCCCAGGGGGGCCGGGACCACAGGGCAGCCCGGUGGUGAUGGUGUAUGGCAUGGUCCCAAACAAGAUGAACUGUGAGCGGCUCUUCAACCUGCUCUGUCUGUAUGGGAACGUCAUGAAGAUCAAGUUCAUGAAGAGCAAGCCCGGGAGCGCCAUGGUGCAGAUGGGAGACCCCUCCGCCGUGGAGCGCUGCAUCAACAACCUGUCCACCUGCGUGUUGUUUGGUCAGCAGCUGGCACUCAGCUACUCCAGGCAGAAGUUUAUUGAUGAGAAGGGUCAGCCUUUCCUCCUGGAGGAUGGAACGUCCUCCUAUACAGACUUCACCAACUCCAAGAAUAACAGGUUCUCAACUCCAGAAGCAGCUGCAAAAAAUCGUAUCCAACAGCCAUCAAAAGUGCUACACUUCUUCAACGCCCCUCCCGACGCUACAGAGGAGUCUCUGAGACAGCUAACAUUUAGUGAUGCAGGAGUGCCUCCCCCAACUGCUAUAAAGAUGUUCCAGUCAAGAAGAAUGCCAUUCAAUGCUGGUUGCGAGAGACCCAGACCAGCGGAGAGAAGCUCCUCCGGACUGCUGGAGUGGGACAAGCAGAGCGAUGCCCUGGAGGCGCUGGUCAUAUGUAACCACAGUCAGAUGGCCAGCCCAAAGGGCCGGUACCCCUUCACCCUAAAGCUUUGUUUCUCUGCGGCCAUCCACGCUGUGUGAGGGACACACCACUGCCCACCACCCCGGGGACUGUUCCACUCAACAUUUAUGUAGAUGGAUGAAGCAUCAUAUAAACUACCUGCCGGUGUACUGAGGGUUAAACUAAGGGUUAAACUAAGCGACGGUGUUCAGUUGUAUGCGAGAGGGUGGAGCCCAGUGUAUGCACCAUCUCUACAGUGUAUGGUCAUGUAUUGGUUGGUUCUGUUUGGGCAAGUCCACUCUCUCAGCUUUAUCAUGUUGAUGUUUCCGUACUACCUUUUAGCAUUAGACCCAGUGUCUGAUUUUCAUGUGCUCUGAGAUGUCCAAACAAUGUAGCAAUAGUUGCCUGUUGUGAAGUAGUAGGGAGGUUUUUGUUGUACCACCAGUGGUAGCACCCAACACAGUAGUCAGUCUGACCAGAACAGUGCCAUUCUUUUUUAACAUACGGGUGGUUCCUUACAUUCACUGUCUUGCAGGAGGAAUCAAGAUUUCAAAAGAAAGCCAUGAAUUUUUUUAUUGAUCCAGACAGAGUAGGCAAUGUACUAACCGCAACUUUGGUACCAUGCCAUGGUGAUUUUUACGGUAUGAGUUUCUUACGACGUUUGAUACUGGAAGUUGUAUUUAGCAUGAGAAGUCAGAGCACCAUUUCCCAGUCUCGACUAAUAUCAGCAUUACUGUGUUGUCACAGAAAGAAAAAGUGAUCAUGUUGGGUAGUUAGCUAGCACUUGUGCUGGACUGUAUAGUACAACAUGGUUCUGUAAUAAGAUGUAACCUCCCAACACUCAGUAUUCUUGGUACUUUUUGUGUUGUCACCACCCUUGGUUUGCUUGUGCUGUAUGCUGUAAUCCUACGUGUAUUUAUUUUUUGUGUUACUGUGUACAUUUGUCAAAGAAUGAUAGUCACUGUAAGUUGCAGCAAGAAAUGACUAGUACAUAUAGAUAAAUAGAGGUAUUUGCUUUGUUUUGUUUUGUGUUAUGAGUUUUGGAUUGUUUAAGUUGAUAUUUGAGGCUAUAGAAACAAGUAGACACCAGUUUUGCAAAUUUUUGUUUGUUUCAGUGUUCUUUUUUGAAUGUUGUACUCUAUUUUUGUAUUACCAAAUUACAUGGCAGAUGCAGCAUUGAUUCUGUUGAGAGCAGUUUAUACGUUGCUGUGUAACAAAUUGUAUGUAUCCUAACUCAAGUCGACACAAGUCUACUAUACCCUACCGACAUGCUAUAACCAGGGAAUUAAAGAUGAUAUUUACGUAAUGACUGGACCUCACAAUGUUAUUACUGUAUGUUAACAAUAACAUUGGAUUUAGAGUGUCUUCACUGUUCACAAUUUGUAACAAUAAACUUUCUCUUAUUCUGA